AUGGCUACGCGUGGCUGGACUCCUUCAAUGACAGAGGCAACGCCUUCGCGGCUGGUAGACAUUCCAUUGGAGACCACGAAGAAGCCGAGCUAUACCGAUGCGCUGAGACAAUUUUCGCUGACCAACGAAUUGCAGCGCCUGCCACACGUACCAUGUGCGCGCACGACGCUGCUCAUGGGCAUGGCGACAGGGGCCGCCGUUGGCACGAUCCAGGUGAUAUUUGGACGAGGAAUCAUGCGAUCCAUGAACUGGGCCGUGGGGUCCUUUGUGUGUAUCUCGGUGCUAGGAUGGUAUGUGGUAUGCAGCUCACCGGCAGGGAGACAUGUCGUCGAUCGCACGCGGCCGAGCAGGCGCGCAUGCAUGACAUUAUUGUACAGCACGAAAAGCGACUGGAAAGUCGUAGUGACCAUGUACAGACAUCUGAACCAGGCAUGA
Molecule: messenger RNA, 435 nt
Organism: Malassezia restricta
Lineage: Eukaryota; Fungi; Basidiomycota; Malasseziomycetes; Malasseziales; Malasseziaceae
Product: cytochrome c oxidase subunit 20
Exons: 2
Coding region: 1-435 (144 amino acids)
Biological process (GO): mitochondrial respiratory chain complex IV assembly
Cellular component (GO): mitochondrial inner membrane; mitochondrion
Source: RefSeq, a predicted model, not a curated record